Messenger RNA from Mucor mucedo, 2206 nucleotides. RefSeq lists its product as uncharacterized. Gene Ontology annotation, molecular function: protein binding. NCBI's taxonomy places the organism in Eukaryota, Fungi, Mucoromycota, Mucoromycetes, Mucorales, Mucoraceae. The record is from RefSeq and is a predicted model, not a curated record. Bases 33 to 2084 code for a protein of 683 amino acids. The transcript has a single exon.
AGAACGCGUCUUUUGUUAAUUAAUCAAUAAGCAUGCCGAAUAUACCAACAGAAGUUUUCACCCUCGUGUACACGCAUUUAUGCAGAAAUGACAUGUUACAAUGUGCCCUGGUUUGCAAAGACUGGAAAGAAACAGCAAUGGCCUCUUUUUAUAAAAACUUGGACUUGAAGGUUUAUAACACCUUUCUGACGAAAAAGCUGUUAAAGCUGCCUGCAGUCGAAAGAAAUAAUUGUUUUCAGUAUGGUCUAUUCACAAAGAAGUUAAACAUCGGGAAUGAUAAGGAAGAAUUUAUCCAUUAUUCAAGAGAGCUUGAUGAAAAUUUGGUAAAGGAGGAUGACUGCAGAUUUGAUAAGGAAGAUUGGGUUCAGCUACUGGAAUAUCUACCGAACUUGCAGGAGCUAGAUUUAAGUCGUAGUUGUAAUGGCGAAAUAUAUCUACAGUAUAUUUAUGAAACCGAUUCCAAAAAGGCCUUACUUAAAAUACAAAAAAUCAAACCAAUUGAUCAAAAUCCAUUUUCAUAUAGAAGGGAACCUCUAAGCCUUCUAUUCGCUGUCUGUUAUAAGUAUCGAGCAUCCAUCACAACGCUAAAAGUUGCAUUUGUCGAUCCAGUUUUCAGCUUUGGUUUUAUUUCUGGUCAAGUUAUUACGUUGUUAAAUGAUUUCAAGCGUUUGACAUGUUUGACCUUGACUAACGAAUGUGAUGAAUCAUUGACAACACUAGACCUUCAAGCUUCCUGCCCUCUUCUAGUUUCAUUAGAUUAUUACAGUGACUACAAAGUGCCGGAUGAUAUCUUUAAAGAGAUACUCGAUAAUGAAGUGAGCAAUGAAAAGAAUGUAAAAUGCAGCUUAAAAAAAAUGGUGAUUUCCGGCGCCUCUAUUCCAAAAUAUUAUAGCAGAUAUAUUAUUGAUUAUGUGUCUCCAUACUUGGAUGUUUUUAAUUUGAAUAUGUAUGAACAUGAUCUGUACGACUGGGUUGACUAUAUUGGUUAUGAGAAUGCUUUAAAUUUUUUACGUAAUAUGAACACUAUUGAAGAAGCUGGCGUCCAUUGGCAUCCGGAUAAAUAUUACGAAAGAGCAUCCACCAAUACUGGAUCUGACGCCACCAUUUUCUUUACCUUAUUAAAUGCAUUUAAAGGAGAUAAGCAGAUUUAUUGCAAGGCUGAUUAUAGUGAUUUUAGGCCACGGCACAAAGGAAUGGUAAACACAAAAGAUGAUUUAUGUGUCGAAUAUGGAUUGAGUUAUCAUGAUUACCUCCAAAUCAAUGAAAAUGUGCAAAAUGACUCUGAUGAAGACAGCGACGAAGAAACUGACGUGCGUCUAUCAAAUCGAACAGUACAGAUUAAAUUGCCCGAUACAUCUAUCUCAAGCAUUGGGCCAGAGAUCAUACACCAUUUGAGUGUGACUAUGUGUAAUAGUAACCCUGAUUUACCCGUAAAUUUCUUGCGAUAUGCAUUUUCAAACUGUCCAAAUCUUCAAUGCUUUUUUUACUACUCAAUGAAUGAUCCUUAUUACCGUAUCUGCGUUGGUAACAGCAUCGAUAGCGGUUUACACUCGAAAGAAAAAAAGAACAGCUUGACCAAUACAGCCCAAGAAAACAUCACGGUAGCUAAAUUCCAAAAUAUGCUUCCAUCAGAAGAAAUAAUGGAGCUUUUAAAUACGCACUCGCCUCGUAUCGAAACUCUUGUUUGUGGUUGCAAAAAUCGUUACACGGACCCCCCAAAAGUGAUGGAAACCGACUUGACUCAGUUGAGCCACUUAAAAGUGUUAUAUAUUCAUCCUGAAUUAUUAUGCUGUCGUGGAUUCGAUAUGAGUUUCUUGGAAAUACAAUGGUCCGAUGGAGAUCGCGAUUACUACUCUGUAAAAGCAAGAAGAAGGGAUAUCAAUUUGGAACCUAUUACAAUGGAAUACGUUGAAAAAAAUAUGAACAAAGAGGAUGUAAAAGCUCAAUCGGCCAUCAUUAGAUGUGAUAAACGUGUCGAAAUCCUAAUCCACACGGAUUAUGUAAAAGUAGGGGGGAUCAUUAACGGGGAAUUUGUUGCAGAGGAAAAAGACACAUUUGACUUUCACAAUAUUUUUUUAAGUUGAUUGUAUUUUUUUACAAAUUUAUAUUGACCAAGGUUGUAUAGUAUCCACGAGAAAAUGAACAACGUCUUUAUAUAGGCAGUUUUCUUAUGAUAAUAAAAAAAAAAGUUAUUAGUAUGCGUAAA